Molecule: messenger RNA, 564 nt
Organism: Anisakis simplex (herring worm)
Lineage: Eukaryota; Metazoa; Nematoda; Chromadorea; Rhabditida; Anisakidae
Source: the annotation of a GenBank genome assembly
AUGCGUCAUCAUCAGGAUCAUCCGUCUAUCACAAAGCAGUCGGACAAGUUAAUCGAGUAUCCAGUUUUCAACGUCACAUCUCAACAGAAAGCCGAAGAAGAACUUGACGCAAAACUCGAAAAAGACGACUUCGCAUCAAUGAAUAUUAUUGGUCAGUUCAAUAAAGGCUUUAUCAUAACGCAACUUUACAAUGAUCUCUUCAUUGUUGAUCAACAUGCCAGUGACGAGAAAUUCAAUUUUGAACGUUUGCAAUCGAAAGCGCGCAUACAGAGUCAACUGCUCAUCAGCCCUCGAGUGUUGAAUAUUGGCGCAAUGGAGGAGGCUAUUUUACGCGAUAAUAUUGACAUUUUUAAUUGUAAUGGCUAUGAAUUUCGAUAUGAUGAAGAAGAUAUUCACGAAAUGCUGUCUGUUCUCAAACAGUACCCAGGUAUCAUGUAUCGUCCAACCAAAGUCCAUAAACUAUUUGCAUCGCGUGCUUGCCGUACUUCUGUGAUGAUUGGCACAUCUCUGAGUUCAGCACAAAUGCAAAAGGUUUCAUUAUUAUUCACCGUUCCACUUCGGUAG